AAGGAUUCUGCAAAGCAGUUCAGAAUGAAUUUUAUUUUUAAAUAACUGUUUUCAUACCACUGGAUAAAACUAACGGAGCGAGCUUUUUCACCCUGUCAAGUGCGGCAAUGCAAGAAAGGCCGUUUCUGUUGCUGAUUGUAUAGCAAUCAUAUGUGAGAACAAAACUAAAAAGAGAGAAGCUCGCGCGAGUCUCGGAGCCCAAUCGGAUUAAGAAAAAUGUCACUUUCCAUGCAAACGGAAUUACAAUUUUUCACUGUCGUACUAUAACAUGACAAGAGCCUGCCUCAGAAUGGUUAGUCGAUUAGUCGUCGUCAGAGCAACACCAUCAGUCCGGAACUCGUAAGGAAAUAUUAACACUUAGGGCAGUUACGGUGUGAAAAGCCGCUCUUCGAAUUUUGUUCGUGUGAUUGGUGCGAAAGGUGAUCAAGCGGCGGCGAUGGUUACUAAGUAUAAACAAACAAACACCAACGGAUUACCGGCGCGGAAUCUCAACGUCGCUGUUGUUGGGGGAGGAUUGGUGGGUUCUCUUUUCGCACUCCACUUGGGCAAAAAGGGUCACGAGGUUGAUUUGUACGAGUACAGAGAAGACAUUCGAACAGCCGAGUUGGUAAUCGGUCGGAGUAUCAACCUCGCACUGUCUGCCCGUGGCCGCAAAGCGCUUGCCGAAGUAGGCCUAGAGGGGACACUGCUCCAGCAUGGAAUCCCGAUGAAAGGCCGCAUGCUACACGAUCUGAAAGGAAACCGUAAGUUCGUUCCGUAUGACGCCAAUACCAACCAGUGCAUAUACUCGGUUGGCCGCAAACAUCUGAACGAGGUGCUUCUCGACGCCGCGGAAAAAUAUCCGAAUAUCCAUCUGCACUUUAAUAAGAAACUUGUACGAGCUGAUUUGGACGAAGGAAUUCUUAAUUUCGUCAACCCAUUGACGGAAGAAACCCACCAAGCUGAAGCGGACCUGAUCGUUGGAUGCGAUGGAGCGUUCAGUGCAGUACGCAAGGAAAUUAUUAAACGGCCGGGAUAUGAUUUCAGUCAGACUUACAUCGAGCAUGGUUAUUUGGAGCUGUGUAUUCCACCUACGAAGGAGGGCGAUUUUGCUAUGCCCCACAAUUAUCUGCACAUUUGGCCGCGGGGAAAAUUCAUGAUGAUUGCUCUACCCAACCAGGAUCGCACGUGGACGGUGACGUUGUUUAUGCCGUUUGCAAACUUCAGCAGUAUUAAAUGCGAUCAGGAUCUGAUUCGUUUCUUUCGGCAAUACUUCCCGGAUGCAGUCGAUCUAAUUGGUCAAUCCAGGUUGAUAAAGGAUUUUUUCAAGACAACACCUCAAUCGCUGGUGAUGAUCAAAUGUAAACCGUACAACGUAGGUGGAAAGGCACUGAUCAUAGGUGACGCAGCCCACGCAAUGGUUCCUUUCUAUGGUCAGGGAAUGAACGCAGGCUUUGAGGAUUGCUCGGUACUUACGGAGUUGUUCAACCGCCAUGGUAACGAUAUAGACAGAAUUUUGGCAGAGUUCAGUGAAACACGCUGGGAAGAUGCACACUCGAUUUGUGACCUGGCCAUGUAUAAUUAUGUUGAGAUGCGAGAUCUUGUAACGAAGCGCUCAUAUCUCUUCCGAAAAAAACUGGACGAGUUGCUGUUUUGGUUGAUGCCAAAUACCUGGGUUCCACUGUAUAACUCAGUUUCGUUUUCUCACAUGCGCUAUAGUAGGUGCAUAGCUAAUCGCAAAUGGCAAGAUAAGAUUUUGACUCGUGUUCUGUACUGCUCCUCAUUUGCAGCAGCUGCAAUCGUUGGUGUUUGCAGUUACAAAUAUGGUAGUUUGCAGCAGUUGGAAUCAAUCACAAAUUCGUUCAAUAAACUACUUAAGCUUAAGUGAUCAAUCUGUAGCUAUCUUAUCGAAUCAAGUCAUUUAACUGCAAUUUCAUUCCUAAACAAAUGUCUUUUAGAAAAUUAUACGAGCAGGAUGCUUAAAUUAAUUGUACGAAAAGAGCUUUAAUGUAAUGAAUAUAAAUAAAUAACGGUAAAGUGAGUGAACUUUACUAGAUGCCUGACUUAUUGGCUCU
Wyeomyia smithii (pitcher-plant mosquito) is the source of this 2054-nucleotide messenger RNA. RefSeq names its product kynurenine 3-monooxygenase (gene cn). Gene Ontology annotation, biological process: quinolinate biosynthetic process; NAD+ metabolic process; L-tryptophan catabolic process. Gene Ontology annotation, cellular component: mitochondrial outer membrane. The coding region runs from base 437 to 1867 and encodes 476 amino acids. Gene Ontology annotation, molecular function: NAD(P)H oxidase H2O2-forming activity; kynurenine 3-monooxygenase activity; FAD binding. The transcript is spliced from 7 exons. NCBI's taxonomy places the organism in Eukaryota, Metazoa, Arthropoda, Insecta, Diptera, Culicidae. The record is from RefSeq and is a predicted model, not a curated record.